CUCAUCGCGCCACCUAGGUUGGCACACACAUUAUUCUCUUUUCAUGAAACGCCGUAAAGAUAAAAAUCGCAACCGUCAAGUGUUUCGAUUUAUAUUAUACAUAUGUAAUAGCACGGUAGAGGUAACACACGGACGUCGAUCUUUUAGUGUAGAAUGUCCCAAAUUACGGUUACAUCAAGUGGGAUGGAACGCAGCAUACAUGAGAUGUUAAAGGAUGCGCCUUCCUUGAAUGAGAGUGACAGUGCUGUACAUACCGGGACUCCUCCACCUCAUGUACCAAACAACUGUAGCAGCGAUAGUCACCCGAGACCAGCCACUAUAAAUUUGAGCUUAGGAAGUCCUACAAAUCAGACUUAUAUCUGUCUUUUUUCAGCUAUGACAGUUUCCCCAAGUACACCUAUUCAAAAUGGUGAUACACAAACUAUGCGCACUACUCAAAGCAAAAUUGAGAGUCUAAAGAAUUGGAGUAUUUCUACAUAUAAAUGCACCAAACAGUUAAUGUAUGAGAGAUUAGGAAAAACAUCUCGUACUAUAGAUUUUGAACUUGAGACUCAGAUUGAAUUGCUUAGAGAUACUCAGAGAAAAUAUUGUAACGUUCUGCGAUUAUCACGAGCUUUGGCAUCACACUUUCAUCAUGUUGUUCAGACACAACAUGCCCUUGGAGAGGCGUUUUCUGAAUUAGCACAGAAAUCUCCUGAGCUCCAAGAAGAGUUUCUAUAUAAUUCGGAAACGCAGAGAAAUUUAACUAAAAAUGGUGAAACACUUUUAGGGGCCUUAAAUUUCUUUGUUUCUUCAGUGAAUACCUUGUGUAAUAAAACAAUCGAAGACACUCUACUCACAGUGAGACAAUAUGAAACUGCAAGGAUAGAGUAUGAUGCAUAUAGAACAGAUCUAGAGGCUCUUGUGCAAGCUACAAAAUCAGAUGGCAGUAAUGCAGCAAGAUUAGAAGAGGCACAGGCUAAUUAUGAAGGACACAAACAGAAUUUCGAAAAAUUGCGCUCAGACGUUUCUAUCAAAUUGAAGUUUUUAGAUGAAAACCGGAUUAAAGUGAUGCACAAACAAUUAUUGUUAUUCCAUAAUGCUAUAUCUGCAUACUUCUCGGGGAAUCAAACUGCAUUGGAGGCAACUCUCAAACAAUUCAACAUCAAGGUGAAAUCACCAAAUUCCACCUUGCCCUCAUGGUUGGAACAGUAGUUGAAUUAAAGUGAACAUCUCUCUCUUCUCCUGCCGCGAAGGAUGUGACUGUACAAGCGCGUUCGCCCACUGAAUUAUUCUGUUGUGAAAUACAGAAAGUAAAGGUAGAACAGUUAUCAAAACCACUCAACAAUUCGCCGGUACGUAUUGAAAGCUGCCGUUUAGUCUGAUAAUUUAAAUAAUGUAGAGUGAAAAAAAUCGAGAUUUAUGAUGUGUAUAAACAGACUGAAUCCCCAAAAGUUAUGGUGUAAUAUCUUAAUCAUUAUAUAUUGAUCAUUAUAUACAUAUACAUACAUGUAUAUAUACA
Camponotus floridanus (Florida carpenter ant) is the source of this 1501-nucleotide messenger RNA. It is a transcript of the gene Arfip, whose product is annotated as arfaptin-2. The record is from RefSeq and is a predicted model, not a curated record. Gene Ontology annotation, biological process: regulation of Arp2/3 complex-mediated actin nucleation; intracellular protein transport. The transcript has 6 exons. Bases 154 to 1194 code for a protein of 346 amino acids. Lineage: Eukaryota; Metazoa; Arthropoda; Insecta; Hymenoptera; Formicidae. Gene Ontology annotation, cellular component: trans-Golgi network membrane. Gene Ontology annotation, molecular function: phospholipid binding; protein domain specific binding.